Molecule: messenger RNA, 5817 nt
Organism: Metarhizium acridum CQMa 102
Lineage: Eukaryota; Fungi; Ascomycota; Sordariomycetes; Hypocreales; Clavicipitaceae
Product: 1,3-beta-D-glucan synthase
Biological process (GO): fungal-type cell wall polysaccharide biosynthetic process; (1->3)-beta-D-glucan biosynthetic process
Cellular component (GO): plasma membrane; 1,3-beta-D-glucan synthase complex
Molecular function (GO): 1,3-beta-D-glucan synthase activity
Source: RefSeq, a predicted model, not a curated record
AUGUCGGGCUAUCCAGGUGGUCACAACGACCAUUAUGAUGAUGGCUAUGGCCAUCACGGCAGCAACGCUCAAGGGAAUGCGGACUCGUAUUAUCAGGACGAUCAGUACUAUGACAAUGGUUAUGAUGCACGUGGGGGUCAUGGAGGCCAAAACGGAGACGGGUAUUAUGACGAAUCUGGCUACUACAAUGCCGAUCCGAAUAACCCUUAUCAUCAAGAUGGUGGUUACUACGACGGGCAUGACCAGUAUCAAGAUGAAUAUUACAACGGCCAAGGUGGUUACUACGAGCAGGAUUACAAUCAAGGCUAUGGUGGCCACGGCGGCCGCCAUGGGUCUGAGGAAGAUUCUGAGACAUUCAGCGACUUCACAAUGAGGUCGGAUAUGGCUCGCGCUGCUGAAAUGGACUACUACGGUCGCGGGGACGAACGUCAUAACAGUUAUGGCGAUGGCCACCGGGGUUAUCGACCACCUUCCUCACAAAUUUCAUAUGGUGCAAAUCGCUCAUCUGGUGCAUCAACUCCCAAUUAUGGAAUGGACUAUGGCAAUGUGCUUCCCGCUGGUCAACGCUCCCGGGAACCAUAUCCUGCCUGGACAUCUGACGCUCAAAUCCCAUUGUCCAAGGAAGAAAUUGAGGACAUCUUCUUGGACCUCACCGGCAAAUUUGGCUUCCAGCGUGAUAGCAUGAGGAACAUGUACGACCACCUUAUGACUCUGCUUGACUCCCGCGCUUCUCGCAUGACGCCCAACCAAGCCUUGCUCUCCCUUCACGCUGAUUAUAUCGGCGGCGACAAUGCCAAUUAUCGCAAAUGGUACUUUGCGGCUCACCUUGAUUUAGACGAUGCUGUUGGUUUUGCCAACAGGUCAACAAAGGGCUUACGCCGCAAGGCCAAGAAUAAGAAGAAGAAGAAUGCUGACGAAAAUGUCAACGAAGCCGAUGCGCUUCAAGAUCUGGAAGGUGACGAUAGCCUGGAAGCGGCUGAAUUUCGCUGGAAGACUCGAAUGAACCGCAUGUCACAACAUGAUCGUGUCAGACAGAUUGCUCUGUACCUCCUCUGCUGGGGCGAAGCCAACCAAGUGCGAUUCAUGCCGGAGUGCUUGUGUUUCAUCUUCAAGUGUGCAGAUGACUAUCUUAAUUCCCCUGCCUGUCAAGCCCUUGUUGAACCAGUGGAUGAGUUUACUUACCUGAACAAUAUCAUCACGCCACUCUAUCAAUAUGUUCGCGAUCAGGGAUAUGAGAUUCUUGAUGGUGUUUACGUGCGCCGCGAACGUGAUCACAAGCAUAUAAUUGGAUAUGAUGAUUGCAAUCAGUUGUUCUGGUAUCCAGAAGGCAUUGAGCGCAUUGUAUUACAAGACAAAAGCAAGCUGGUAGAUGUUCCGCCGGCAGAGCGUUAUAUGAAGCUGAAAGAGAUCAACUGGAAGAAAUGCUUUUUUAAAACGUACAAGGAGUCGAGAUCCUGGUUUCACCUUCUCGUCAACUUCAACCGAAUUUGGAUCAUUCAUCUCACAAUGUUUUGGUUUUAUACAGCGCACAACGCCCCGUCGCUUCUUGUGGGCAAGGAUUAUCAGCAGCAGCUGAAUCAACAGCCAGCCGGAUCCCGACACCUCGCUGCGGUCUCUAUUGGCGGAGGCAUAGCAUCACUCAUUCAGGUUUUGGCUACACUUGCUGAAUGGGCAUAUGUCCCCCGCCGAUGGGCUGGCGCACAGCAUUUGACCAAGCGCCUUCUUUUCUUGCUCCUCAUCUUCAUCAUCAAUGUUGCCCCUGCGAUCAAGGUUCUUUUCAUGCCCACCAAGCUAAAACAAUCAGGCGAUGUGGAUAUUGACUACAUCAUUGGUAUUGUCAACUUCAUUAUCGCAGUGAUUACCUUCCUGUUCUUCUCAGUCAUGCCUCUGGGUGGUCUGUUUGGUAGUUACCUGACAAAGAAUUCGCGGCAAUAUGUGGCAAGCCAAACGUUCACAGCCAGCUGGCCACGUCUGAAAGGAAAUGACAUGGCAAUGUCCUUCGGCCUGUGGUUAACCGUGUUCGGAGCCAAGUUCGGAGAGUCAUACGUAUACCUCACACUCUCCUUCCGGGACGUUAUCCGCUACUUGUCAAUCUUCAAGCCCAUAUGCAUAGGUGACAGUAUCCUGCAGACGUACCUGUGCUCCAACCACACGUAUAUUCUGUUGGCUCUCAUGGCGUUUACGGAUCUGAUCUUUUUCUUCCUGGACACAUAUCUCUUCUAUGUUCUUUUGAACACGAUUUUCUCCAUUGCCCGAUCUUUUUAUAUCGGCUCAUCAAUUUGGACACCUUGGAGAAAUAUCUUCUCUCGUUUGCCCAAGCGUAUUUACUCCAAAGUUUUGGCAACGACGGACAUGGAGAUCAAGUAUAAGCCAAAAGUCCUGAUUUCACAAGUCUGGAACGCUAUUGUCAUUUCAAUGUAUCGUGAGCAUCUGCUAGCGAUAGAUCAUGUACAGAAACUGCUGUAUCAUCAGGUGCCUUCUGAACAGGAGGGUAAAAGGACGUUGCGAGCUCCUACAUUCUUCGUCUCGCAAGAAGAUCAUUCCUUCAAGACAGAGUUCUUCCCCAGCCAAAGCGAAGCCGAACGCCGAAUCUCCUUCUUCGCGCAAUCGCUAUCGACUCCUAUUCCUGAGCCACUUCCUGUUGAUAAUAUGCCAACGUUUACAGUUAUGAUUCCCCACUAUAGCGAGAAGAUUCUUCUCUCUCUUCGUGAAAUUAUUCGCGAGGAUGAGCCAUAUUCCCGCGUCACACUGUUAGAGUACCUCAAGCAGCUGCACCCUCAUGAAUGGGACUGUUUCGUGAAGGAUACCAAGAUUCUCGCAGACGAAACCGCGCAAAUGAAUGGCGACCCAGAAAAGGAUGAAAAAGAUACAGCGAAGAGCAAAAUUGAUGACCUCCCCUUUUACUGUAUUGGGUUCAAAUCAUCCGCUCCUGAGUAUACCCUGCGAACUCGCAUCUGGGCCUCACUUCGCUCGCAGACGCUGUACCGUACCAUUUCCGGUUUCAUGAACUACAGUCGAGCCAUUAAGCUGCUUUACCGAGUAGAAAACCCGGAAGUUGUGCAAAUGUUUGGCGGAAAUUCGGACAAGUUGGAACGAGAACUGGAGCGAAUGGCUCGGCGAAAGUUCAAAAUUGUCGUUUCAAUGCAACGUUACUCAAAAUUUAAAAAGGAAGAGAUGGAGAACGCAGAAUUCCUGCUUCGGGCUUACCCUGAUCUUCAAAUCGCGUACCUGGACGAGGAACCCCCUUUGGCAGAAGGUGAUGAGCCAAGACUUUAUUCGGCUCUCAUCGAUGGCCAUUCUGAGAUUAUGGAGAACGGCAUGAGACGACCCAAAUUUAGAAUUCAACUUUCAGGCAAUCCUGUCUUGGGCGAUGGCAAAUCUGACAACCAAAACCACUCUUUGAUUUUCUAUCGGGGUGAAUAUAUCCAACUUAUCGAUGCUAACCAAGACAACUAUCUGGAAGAGUGCCUUAAAAUUCGCAGUGUUCUUGCCGAAUUUGAAGAAAUGAAAACGGAUAAUACAUCACCGUACACACCCGGGGUCAAGAACGAGAUCAGAACUCCAGUUGCCAUUCUUGGUGCCAGAGAGUAUAUUUUCUCAGAGAACAUCGGUAUUCUUGGUGAUGUAGCCGCUGGAAAGGAGCAAACAUUUGGUACGCUUUUUGCGCGAACCUUGGCGCAGAUUGGAGGCAAGCUUCACUACGGCCAUCCUGAUUUUCUCAAUGGCAUCUUCAUGACUACCCGCGGAGGUGUGUCCAAAGCACAAAAGGGUUUACACUUGAACGAAGAUAUCUUUGCUGGAAUGAACGCUAUACUUCGUGGUGGACGGAUCAAGCACUGCGAGUACUAUCAGUGUGGAAAGGGCCGUGAUCUUGGUUUCGGUUCCAUCCUGAAUUUCACAACAAAGAUUGGAACAGGUAUGGGCGAACAGAUGCUCUCGCGCGAGUACUACUAUCUGGGAACACAACUGCCGUUGGACAGAUUUUUGUCCUUCUACUAUGCCCAUCCCGGUUUUCACGUCAACAAUAUGUUUAUCAUGCUCUCCGUACAGCUGUUCAUGUUGUGUCUGGUCAACUUUGGUGCCUUGAGGCAUGAGACAAUUCCUUGCGACUACAAUCCUGACAAACCCCCUACUGACCCGCUGUACCCUACUGGCUGUGCCAACACAGACGCCGUGAUGCAGUGGGUACAACGCAGUAUCUUCUCCAUCUUUUUUGUGUUUUUCCUAUCCUUUGUUCCUCUAAUUGUUCAGGAACUUACGGAACGCGGUGUUUGGCGUGCCUUGGUCCGCUUCUUGAAGCAAUUCUUCUCUCUGUCUCCAUUUUUUGAAGUGUUUGUGUGCCAGAUUUACGCGAACUCUGUGCAGCAGGACCUUUCGUUUGGUGGCGCUCGAUAUAUUGGUACUGGGCGAGGUUUUGCUACUGCCCGUAUCCCUUUUGGGGUACUCUACUCCCGUUUCGCUGGGCCCUCAAUCUACUUCGGCGCCAGAUUAUUGAUGAUGUUGCUUUUUGCUACAGUAACUGCCUGGCAGGCAGCGUUGACAUACUUCUGGAUCACGCUCUUGGGUCUCACAAUUUCUCCAUUCUUGUACAAUCCGCACCAAUUCGCAUGGAACGACUUUUUCAUUGAUUAUCGCGACUUCCUUCGCUGGCUCUCUAGAGGCAACUCAAGGAGCCAUGGGCAAUCUUGGAUUGCCUUUUGCCGCCUGUCGCGCACAAGGAUCACGGGAUAUAAGCGCAAGGCUCUUGGUGAAGCAUCGGCAAAACUAUCUGCUGACGUCCCACGUGCUGCUAUCGCCAACAUUUUCUUCACUGAAAUUUUAACGCCUUUAUUGCAAGUUGUCUGGACCUUGAUACCGUACUUAUUUAUCAAUGCGCAGACCGGCGUUGAACAGUCCAAUAAUCAGGAUAUCAGCAACGUGGAUGAAUAUUUGAAACCUACUGCGAGUCUUAUUCGAGUACUGGCUGUUGCCUUAGCACCCAUCGGUAUUAAUGCUGGCGUACUUGCGGCAAUGUUUGGAAUGGCUUGCUGUAUGGGUCCCGUAUUGAGCAUGUGCUGCAAAAAAUUCGGCAGUGUACUUGCAGCUAUUGCGCACGCCAUGGCGGCUAUUAUUAUGCUCAUCAUGUUUGAAGGCAUGUUUUUUUUGGAAGGCUUGAAUUUUGCUCGAACACUGGCUGGGAUGAUAGCUGUGAUUUCUAUCCAGCGAUUCAUUUUCAAGCUGAUCGUAGCGAUUGCUCUGACCCGAGAGAUGAAGACCGACCAGUCUAACAUUGCAUUUUGGACGGGUAAAUGGUACUCCAUGGGCUGGCACUCGUUGUCGCAACCAGGCCGCGAGUUCCUUUGCAAAAUCACAGAACUCAGCAUGUUUGCAGCCGACUUUAUCCUAGGGCAUUGGCUGCUUUUUAUGAUGCUGCCGGUAAUUCUAGUUCCACAGGUGGACAAGCUUCACUCUAUGAUGCUCUUCUGGUUGAAACCAAGUCAGCAAAUUCGACCACCCAUUUAUUCUAUGAAACAGUCUAAAUUGCGUCGUCGACGAGUAACUCGAUACGCCAUUCUCUACUUCGUUUUAUUGGUUGUAUUUGUUGGACUCAUUGUUGGACCGGUCGUCUUGAAAAAGGCAAAUGUGUUGACAACCGACAACUUUAAGAAGUGGUACACCAGUCUUCAGCCUGGUAAAAUGCGUCUCAUGCAACCCAACUUCCUGAACAACAAGAACACACAUCAAAGCUCAGAGACUGGCACAGCCAACCCAACCUACUCAUACCCGUCCAACUACGGCCCUUCGUCAGAGUCCGGCUCGGCACAAACGACAUCCUAG